This is a messenger RNA of Trichogramma pretiosum, 572 nucleotides long. It is a transcript of the gene Obp19a, whose product is annotated as general odorant-binding protein 19a. Gene Ontology annotation, molecular function: odorant binding; dibutyl phthalate binding. Lineage: Eukaryota; Metazoa; Arthropoda; Insecta; Hymenoptera; Trichogrammatidae. The coding region runs from base 76 to 507 and encodes 143 amino acids. Gene Ontology annotation, biological process: olfactory behavior; sensory perception of smell. The record is from RefSeq and is a predicted model, not a curated record. The transcript has 6 exons. Gene Ontology annotation, cellular component: extracellular region.
UCCAUUAUAACAGUUCUUAGAUUUUACUACUCAAUUCUUUGUUACUCUUUAUUCUAAAAAAAACAUUGUUGCAAUAUGAAAAUAAAAUUAGCUACCUGCAUAAUAAUAUUAAUUAAUUUAAGUGCCAUUGACUCUAAAAUGACCAUUGAACAGUUAAAGAAUACCAUGAAACCAUUUAAAAAUACAUGUUUAAAAAAAGUUGCAGAUGUAGAUCCAGUUAUGGUUGAAGGAACAAAACAAGGUAACUUUCCUGAUGAUCCCACAUUGAAGUGCUUUUUCAAAUGCACUUUACAAAUGUUGAAAGUUUUGAAAAAUGGAGAAUUGUCAGUUCCAGCAAUGAUGAAUCAAAUAGAUAUUAUGAUGUCAGAGGAACUGGUUGAUAAAACUAAAGCUAUAGUAGUUGAUUGCGAUGGCAAAUCAAAAAAUUUGGGAGAUAUAUGUGAAAGAAGUUUUGCAUUUGUAAAGUGUUUCUAUGAAGCAGAUAGUGAACUAUACUUCUUUCCAUAAAAAAUUACCACAUCUAAAACAAAUUACAAAGCCCAACUCAUGAAUCUCCGAGUAGUUUAUGAUUC